AAUUUAGCGGCUUUUUUCUGUAGCCAUUUUUAUUUUUGCUUCAAUACUUAACUUGGUCUUUAAUUACGAUAAUGCAGGACAUAACAGCAAUCAAAAGUAAGAAAGUUUAUGUAAUAUGAAUAUAUGUAUCAUUUAUAAUAGAAUAGAUUUUUUUCGUAAUUCUUGAUGAAAGUAAUAAAAUCAAAUCUGUCAAAAAAAUACCUACUGCUUGGCACUCUACUAAAAGUGAUUUCUUACUCAGGUCGGGACAGUAUGAAAUUAAAACGAAUGAUUCUGGAUCAGAGCACAAGGAAAAAACGUAUUCAUCACUACUUGGAAAAUUUAGAAAAGGACAACUAUCAAACUGAUCCGCAUGCUGAUCUGAAAGUAAACAAGAAAGCUCCUAAAUUCGAUGAUAAUACUGAUGGUAAAUUGUUCUCAACUGUUUUAAAAACACUUAUCAUUGAAAUUGAUAAUUUAGCCCCAAAGCAAAGAAAAAAGAAAAAAUUUCAUCAAAGAUAUCGAAAAGACGUUCAGUACUUAUUAGAAGAUGAGGUAACUCUUCGAUUUGAUUAA
Dimorphilus gyrociliatus is the source of this 555-nucleotide messenger RNA. The record is from the annotation of a GenBank genome assembly. NCBI's taxonomy places the organism in Eukaryota, Metazoa, Annelida, Polychaeta, Dinophilidae.